Molecule: messenger RNA, 2316 nt
Organism: Hypanus sabinus (Atlantic stingray)
Lineage: Eukaryota; Metazoa; Chordata; Chondrichthyes; Myliobatiformes; Dasyatidae
Gene: spata6
Product: spermatogenesis associated 6
Exons: 13
Coding region: 123-1565 (480 amino acids)
Biological process (GO): spermatogenesis
Molecular function (GO): myosin light chain binding
Source: RefSeq, a predicted model, not a curated record
AUGUGGCGUCACGCUGUGGCCAGACACCAUGACAACGUGGUAACAUUGCGAUUCGAUUGGUAGUUGUUUGCUCCACAACUUCCGGAGAUUGCGAUUUAACUAGUUUCUUAACAGAGGGAAAAAUGCCGAAAAAAGUUCUGAAGUUAACAGUGCAUCUGAAAAUCCAGGCGGUUACAUGUCCUGGAGUAUACCUAUCGGAAAAGGAUGAUGUCUACGUCAGUGUUUGCAUGUUAGGAAAAUUCCAGAAAACCAAAUUUCUCCCUUCUAUCUUUCCAUUGACCUUCAAUGACAAAAUGAAGUUUGAAAAGAGCUUUCCAGAAGCUAUGAAUCCAGGGGAUGUUGCAGACAUGCUGGAAAUAGACACAACAAAAUUUGAAUUGAUACAACUGACUCCACCAGUGGGUGAAACACUGUCUAUUUAUGAGCAGAACACGAGGGAGUUUCUUUAUCCGGGUCAGAGGCUAACACCAAGCUAUCCAGGAAUGGACAGAGAACUAUUAAUGAAAAGAUCAAUUGAUUUUCCUGGUAUAGCUCCCCGACUAGAAUUUUCAACAACAUCAAUUAUCAAAGAAUGCCUACUCAACCCUAUACAAAUAGAAUAUGCGGAGAACAAUAUGAAGUUGGAAACACAGACCUCCCCAGUCAGACAAUCUUUGACAAAAUCAUCUAAGAGGAAAACUUGCCUUGCAGAAUGCCCAAGAAAGUUCAGCAAACAUAACCGCUACGAGGAACCUACAAUCGCAUCCCAGACACGGUCUCCAUCACCAUAUACCAAAAGACGAAUGGCAGCACUUUCAGAGGAAGCAAAUCAGAGACUUGCGCACCUAAAUCUAGGACCUUAUGAAUUUAAAAAGACAACCACUAGCAAGCCUCCAUUUGUAAUAAGACAUAUUGAUCAUAAGUUGUUGACCACUGAUGAUCUAUGCAUUAACACAUCCAUUUAUCCUAAACCGAAUUAUCAGAAGAGUUGGCCUCUGAGUUCAUCAUUUUAUGAUGAUCCAUCGCUACGUGGAAGUUACAGACCCAACAAGACUUCAGAAAAUGCCAUCAAGAAGCCUCAUGAGAAAGAUCUAGAUGUUUUUUCUGAAGGCACUGAUGCACAUAUUAUGUCAGGACCAGCUGGCAGACAAUUCUCUCCUGCGACGGUAAUGAACUGUUCAGCAUCAUCAUAUUUCCAGAAACAAAGCCCUAUCUUAAAGCGAUUAUCUCUUCGAGAGAGAUUUUAUCCAGAGCCCUCUACACCAACAAAAUGGGAAGAGAUCCAUCAACGAGUAAUGAAUGUUUUGAAGACGAGCAGUGCAAGGCAAAGGCUGACAUUUGAUUCUACAGCUGACACAGAUUAUCUUUCGGGUAGAAGAUCUGUCUCAUCUAUUGAUUCACUGAAUGAUACAACAGAACAUCUCAGUUCAGCACUCCAGCAUAAUGCAUCUGUACAUCUGGGUGAUGGUGAUUAUUGGUCGAAUCGUGCUGCUCUUUAUAAAGGAAAGUCUCACAGGGCAAUUUUUGAAGAAAGUCUGGAAAAGAUCUAUAGAAAUAUGUACAAGAAAGCUGCUGAAAACACAUGAGGAUUAUAUAGACCAGUAUAUUUCAGACCGGUCAUGACAGAAAUGGUGCUUUUUCUUAUUCAGUGUGUGAGCAUUAUAAUUGAUAAAUGUUAAUUGAUAAUUGCUUGUAUUAUUAGUUUGUUUUGUGUAUGCAGCAAAAAUUAAUGAUGCUUGGGUUUUACACCAAAAUAUUAAUAUAUAUUGUGACUUACUACUUGAAGAGUUUGGAAGAACCGAUAUUUGAUAAGAUACUUGAAAUAUACAAAACAAAAUAAAUACUUAGAUCAAAGACAAUCUGGUGGGGAAAAAAUCUCUGCCUGAUAUCAAAAAAAAUUCACUCAACAGUAUGGCACAUUGCAUUGAUUAACCAUGUUAUGUAAAAGAUUGACUGUCAGUAAAAGGCAGAGGUCUGCAAUGAUGGAAUAUUGAUUUCCAGGAAGUGUAAAUGUAUUUAAAAGGUCUUAAGUUUUGUAUAUACUAAACAUUAUGGACUAAUAUUUAAAUCAUUUUAGAAUUCACAUAUAUUUACAUAUUAUUAACAGCUUCAAAUUAUGGAUUUUGUUUUGCGUUAUUUUUGGUUUUGUAGUUGUUGUUGUAGCAAAGGUAUCUUUACCAUUAUUUUCACUGAAUAACUAUAUAUUAUUAUAAGAGAUCUAAGUGUUUAUAUAUGGCUUAAUUGGUAAACUUACUGGGCCUACAGAAUGCUCAUUUUGUGUAUGUGGAUUGUAAUUUCCUUACCUAAAUAUUGCAAAAUAUAAUGGCGUUUACAGAA